AUGCAUAUAUACCUAGAGCAACGCGAUGUACUAACGCCUCCACUGAAACUUUUUGCAUCUCUAAAAUUUAUGGAAGGAAAAAAGCGGUUUUUCCCGAGUCCGCUGCGCUCGCCGAAUCCGGCUGAAACCGUCCCGCUGAAAGAAGCUCUUUUCGUAGAAGAUGAAGAUGAAAUUUUAGAAGUUGAACCUCAUCAGGCGUCACAGGCCACAAGAAACGGUUCUGCCCAACAACUUUCCGUGGAUGUUCCUCAAACUGUCCCUAGAAGAGAGCCUUUGCCGAACAAUCUAGAAGCUCCGACUCCCGCUGAACCUCUGCUUUCCGAUAUUGGCUUUGAGCUUUUUCAAAGCCAGCUUCUGUCUGUGAUUGGAGACGCGUCUAUGAAGGCAAUGAGACAUUUGUACGCCAAAUACUUCAACCGACCGAAUUACAUCCAGCUUGCGUCUAACGAAUACUUUAACGGGAUAUCUUUUGACGAUGAAUCGAGUGGCGAAGCGAGUGAGAAUGUUCAGGAGGAUAAACGCGAAGAACUCAAGCAAGUUAUGGAACGUAUGAAUACAGAAGCAAGAAACGAGGCCGAAAUGAAAAAGGCUAUGGGCUGGAAACGGUAUAUUGGGACUUUGGACGUCCAAGCUUGGGCUACACGGCCCUAUUUAAGAAGUCUACGGUAUCAGCAAGAGCUACAGUUGAAACGAUUAAUUCCCAAUAAGAUGAAGAAACUGUCUAUUGUCGCUUCCAAGUUUGGCGACUCUGCUGUCAUUCGCUUGUACACUUCGGAAGCAGACGGAUCUAGAGAAAUCGGACGUCUUCCGGAAGAUAUUACGCGGAUUCUUUCUCCACUUAUUGACUUGGAGAUUGCAAACUUUUCAGCCUCUGUUAUCAUGGAAACUAAAGGACGGCUUUCGAUAGGUGAUCCGUUUUUCCUCCAGAUAAAGUGUUACCUUAACAAUAACACUUUUGUGGACCAUGGACAAGUGGUCGGUGAAGAGGAGAAUAGCCAAUCAAAAAGACGUAAGACGGCCAAACUUGGAAUCACAUUCAGCCAAGAAACUGAAGCUGAGGCUGCCUUACGCCUCAAACAGAAAUCCAUCUCUCGUUUGUUUGAUAAGCUAUCCAUAAUACCUUACGACAAGUCUUCUGUCAAUACGGACGCCGAAGAAAUCCCCGACGACGAUAGUUCCGUUUCCAGUACUCCCAAGCCGGAAAUAGCACCCACAGAGGAACUCAGUCUUGAACAAUUAAAACAGUUCUAUACGGCAAACCAACAGUCAGAUUUCCUCGAAAACUUGCCAGAGACCACUACACCGCCUGAAGAAAACUUUGCGUUGACUUUACGGCCUUAUCAGAAACAUGGUCUCUCGUGGAUGCUCUCUCGUGAAAAGGAACUUGAUUUGCUCGAAGAAUUGUCCGUGAAUAAUUCGGAAGUACUUUCUACGCAGAAAAGACAGGCCAUACGCAAUCAGGAUGACGAAGUAAUGGACCCUUUAUGGAGUACAUUUAAAUGGCCCCAAGACCCGGCAAAUCCGGAUUUACUGACUAGUGAACUGGAAUUUUUCUAUGCUAACUUGUACAAUGGUGAGUUAUCCACAGAAAAGCCUGUUUUAAAAUCCUUUCUCAAGGGAGGUAUCUUGGCUGAUGAAAUGGGUCUAGGCAAAACAAUUCUGACACUUUCAUUAAUUCAUUCUGUCCCAUACGACUCUGCUACUGCUCGUACAGGUACUCGGAACUAUGCCUCUAAAACCACAUUAAUUAUCGUCCCCAUGUCCCUUUUAUCACAGUGGAAAAAAGAGUUCGAUCGCUCUAACAAAAACUCUAAUCAUCGGUGCCACAUUUACUAUGGCGAUCUGGUGCAGACAGAUUUGUCGCUUCUUCUUUGUAACAGAUCGGAGAAUAUCCCUAUUGUUCUCUUGACAACAUAUGGAACGGUGCAAAGCGAAUGGACACGUAUAAACAAACUCCGUGAUGCUAAUGGAAAGCUUCCAAAAAUAGGACUAUUCUCCGUUGAGUUCUUCAGGAUUGUGGUGGAUGAAGGUCACAAUAUUCGUAACCGGACGACGAAAACUGCAAAGUCUGUACAUGAGCUCGAGCUGAGAAGGAAAUGGAUUUUGACAGGCACACCAGUCGUUAAUAGACUAGAUGACAUUUUUUCGUUGGUCAAAUUCUUGAGGCUUGAACCGUGGAGCAACUUUUCAUACUGGAAAACGUUCGUUACUCUACCUUUUGAACAGAAAAAGUUCCAACAAACUUUGGAUGUUGUUAAGUCUAUCUUACAACCGAUUUUUUUGAGAAGAACAAAAAAUAUGAAACAAAAAGAUGGAACGCCGUUGAUUGAUCUUCCUAGUAAAGAGGUUGUUGUUGAGGAAUUAGAAUUUAGUGACCGCGAGCAGCUUUUCUAUGAUUUUUUCAAAUCCAGGGCAUAUAACUCCUUCAAGGAAGGUUUGAAAAGUGGUGAACUUUUAAAGAAAUAUACUCAAAUCCUCACACAUAUUCUUCGCUUACGCCAAGUUUGUUGCCAUCCAGAUCUUGUUGCUGCUAGCUCAGAACUUGAUGAUUCCUGGAAAGAGGAAUUGGCAGCGUUUGAGGAGCCCAUUAAGAAGGAAAAGUUUUGGUCUGAGACAAUGAUGAAAGAGAAGUUGUAUUCGCUUUAUGCGAAAGUACACAUCGAGGAUUCAGAGUGUUCUAUUUGCACUCAAGCACCCAUCUCAAUAGGUGAAUUAACAUUGACGGAAUGCGGGCAUCAAUAUUGUUUCCACUGCAUUCUCGAACAUAUUGAAUUUCAAACGAACAAUGGCUCCGAGCCUUUAUGCCCCGAUUGCCGACAUCCCAUUUCUAAGUAUCGACUCUUCAAGGUCUUGCUGAAAAGUACUAGUAAGAAGAAGAUUCGUUCCACACGA
This is a messenger RNA of Clavispora lusitaniae ATCC 42720, 2892 nucleotides long. Its product is annotated as DNA helicase. NCBI's taxonomy places the organism in Eukaryota, Fungi, Ascomycota, Pichiomycetes, Serinales, Metschnikowiaceae. The record is from RefSeq and is a predicted model, not a curated record. Gene Ontology annotation, cellular component: nucleus. Gene Ontology annotation, molecular function: ATP-dependent chromatin remodeler activity; ATP binding; nucleic acid binding. Gene Ontology annotation, biological process: DNA repair.